AUGUAUGAUCCCUGCGGGAAAGAUUCCCGAGGACUCUCAAUACAUGAGCUCACGCUCGGAGUUGCCAAUCUCAGUGCUCGAGCAUUAGAAGAUUGCUCUUCAGGCGGAUCCGGAAUGCUCGACCUUGCGGCUCACUGGUUGGCAAAGUGUCGUGCUGAUCAUACUCAGUGCUCGAAAGUACCAAACAAAUCAUGGUACCCAACUCGUCUGCUAGACAUUCGGAGUGAAGCGGUGCGGUUGAUCGAGACAGCGACAGAGCCACCUAAAGGACCGUACGCGACAUUAAAGCAAACAAAGGCUGAAUUCUUGCACGGACGACCUUUGCACGACUUUCCACCGACCCACCGCGAAGCCUUACUCGCUGCCAAGUAUCUAGGGAUUGACUAUGUCUGGAUUGACUGCUAUUGCAUUCUACAGUCCGAAGAUCACGGCGCUGCAGCUGGAGACAAAGCUUAUGAGCUUAGCCAGAUGCAACAUGUAUAUGCCAACAGCAUGCUGAACAUUGGUGCUACAGGUGCCGAAGAUGCAUAUAGCGGCUGCUCUGGAGUCCGUUAUCGUGAUGGAGGACCUGAACGCGUACGGAUUGAAAAUAAGAUCUAUCAGAUCACGGAUAAGUGUGAGAAAGACCCGUCCAUGGACCUCUAUAAGCAUGCGAAGCUUUUCACCAGAGGUUGGGUAAUGCAAGAGCGACUCCUCGCGCCCAGGAUGUUACACUUGGCUGGGUCGCAAACCUUCUGGGAAUGCUCGGAGACGCGAUUUGCUAAUGCCCGGUUCCCUGGCGGCUUAGAACAGACCGCAUAUCCGUCCUCCCCCGGAUAUCCGUUCUGCCUCCAGAUUGGUAAUUUUCCUCCGAGCCUUCAUCCAUUACUUGCAUCCCUGGAAUCACUGGAAUGGAACCGUCUUUGGCGAGGCGUGGUUGAGAGAUACUCGUGCUUAGCUUUAUCCCACGUGCAUGAGGACAAAUUUGCAGCGAUCGGUGCUGUCGCUGAGAGACUAGCUAAGCUGAAUAACGACGUAUACAUCGCCGGUCUGUUUAAGCGAUUUUUCUGCGCCGACCUUUGUUGGUCCAACGAAUUUGGAGCACCACGAGCCAAGCGGUGGCGAGCCCCAUCUUGGAGCUGGGCAUCUCUCAACAUCUUGCAACACUCGAAGAAUACUCCAUCGUACCCGACAGCCCGGAUAAUCCCUGUGGCGCUCUGA
Molecule: messenger RNA, 1200 nt
Organism: Baudoinia panamericana UAMH 10762
Lineage: Eukaryota; Fungi; Ascomycota; Dothideomycetes; Mycosphaerellales; Teratosphaeriaceae
Exons: 3
Coding region: 1-1200 (399 amino acids)
Source: RefSeq, a predicted model, not a curated record